Molecule: messenger RNA, 402 nt
Organism: Raphanus sativus (radish)
Lineage: Eukaryota; Viridiplantae; Streptophyta; Magnoliopsida; Brassicales; Brassicaceae
Product: putative RING-H2 finger protein ATL61
Exons: 1
Coding region: 1-402 (133 amino acids)
Biological process (GO): protein ubiquitination
Source: RefSeq, a predicted model, not a curated record
AUGCUUUUGUAUGGAAUCUGUCGAGUGUUAUCUUGGGCUAUCAAAAGUGUUGAUGAUGAAGCCAGCAACGAUCAUCGCGAUUAUAGUGUUACCGGUGAUGACCAUCUCGUUAUCACUAUCAAGGAACUACCUGGUAUCGAACCCUCCGUUCUCGGAGCGAUCCCCAUUGUAGAUUUCAACUCUGGGGACAUUACAGACAGCUUCGAAUGCGUCGUUUGCCUAUCCAAGCUUGAAGACGGAGAAAAGGCCAUGCUUUUGCCGACAUGUAAUCACUGGUUCCACGCCAACUGCAUCGAGACGUGGCUUAACUUGCACUCUUCUUGUCCAAUCUGCAGAAACAUAGUUGGCUCGGGCCAAGAUUCCGAAGCUGGAAAUUAUUGGCCCAAUAAGGCCUAUAGCUGA